AUGACCACCAUUGACGAUGCCAGACUCUUUGUAGAAAAGAAAGACUAUUCUAAUGCGGAAGAAGCGUACCAAAAAGUGCUGCAAGAAACCCGAGUGCCUGGUAAUUCGGGUAAGAUAACUCAAGCCCAGACACAGCUUCAAGAACGCUGCAUAGUCGAAUUGGGAACGUUGUAUGGUCUUUCCAAACAGACUGACAAACUGGCUGGCUUUAUACCUGAGGCGAGAGACAUUAUGAUGCAGUAUGCGAAAUCCAAGACAGCCAAGGUUCUAAAGACCCUUAUUGAUCAGUUCGAACAAAUUCCAGACUCUCUAGACACACAAAUUGCAGUGUGUAUAGAUAGUAUCGAGUUUGCAACUCGUGAAAAAAGGGCUUUUUUAAAGCAUGCUCUGUCUAUUAGACUUGCAACGUUGUACCUGCUAAAGGGACGGUACAACGACUCUUUGCAACUAAUUAAUGAUUUGCUCCGAGAAUUCAAAAGACUGGACGAUAAGUCGUCCUUGGUGGAUGUCCAUUUGCUGGAAGCCAAAGUGUACCACAAACUCAGAAACAUGGCAAAGGCCAAAGCCGCUUUGACCAGCGCCCGUACUGCUGCUAACUCCAUAUACUGCCCUACCCUCACCGUUGCUGACUUAGAUCUGAUGAGCGGCAUUUUGCAUUGUGAAGACAAAGACUACAAGACCGCUUUUUCGUAUUUCUACGAGUCCUUUGAGGGCUAUCAUAAUCAGUCAACAAAUCUACAAGAGAAGGCAGCUCAAGUGUUGAACUACAUGUUGCUUUCUAAAAUUAUGUUGAACCUGAUUGAUGAGGUCAACUCCAUUCUAAACGCAAAAUAUACCAAGGAAAGUUACCAGUCGCGUGGUAUUGAGGCCAUGAAAGCAGUUGCCGAAGCAUACUCGCAUAGAUCGCUGCUGGAAUUUAAUGCUGCUUUAAAAAAGUACGAAAAAGAGCUUAUGGGUGAUUCCUUGAUCAGAUCCCAUUUCAACGCGCUUUACGACACUUUAUUGGAGUCAAAUCUGUGCAAGAUUAUCGAGCCCUUCGAUUGCGUGGAAUUGCGCCACAUCAGCAAGAUGAUAGAGCUGGACAUUCGCCAGGUGGAAGGUAAACUUUCCCAGAUGAUUCUUGACAAAGUCUUCUACGGUGUAUUGGAUCAGGGCAAUGGAUGGUUGUACAUAUAUGAAACUCCACAUCAGGAUGCAACCUACGAUUCUUCCUUGGAGCUGAUUGGCCAGCUGAACAAGGUAGUGGAACAGCUUUUCGAGAAAGCUAGUGUUCUUAAUUAA
This is a messenger RNA of Lachancea sp. 'fantastica', 1281 nucleotides long. NCBI's taxonomy places the organism in Eukaryota, Fungi, Ascomycota, Saccharomycetes, Saccharomycetales, Saccharomycetaceae. The record is from the annotation of a GenBank genome assembly.